AUGCCGUACAUUGGUGCUUCAAACGUUUCUCACUCUUCGUUCCAGAGCUUUAAGGAGAAGCAUUCGUUACAGCGACCAGGUAUGCCAGAUGAUAGUUCAGCAGGUAGUACUAAUUCUUCAUUAAAUGAAAGUUUGGAUACAGCUGCUGGUUCGUCAACCGCGAACACGACGAGCCAUAGCAGCAGUACUAAUGUACUACCGCCCUGUAAUGGGGCAAAGGUGAAGAGUGGCGAGAGCGAGCGAGAUGAUAUGGAGGCUUCCGGGCUGAAUCCAUUGAGAGCUCAGUCUGUUAGUUCUAUAGCGACAAACGCCACGGAGUUUGAAAUCGGAGAGUUGGUUACGCUGCCGAAUGAGUCCACUCAUGCUUAUUCGUACAACCCAUUAUCCCCCAAUUCCUUAGCGGUAAGGCUGCGCAUUUUGAAAAGGUCGUUGGAGAUUCUAAUACGGAGCCCGCAAAUGUUGGGCGAGCCGACCCAUCAAAGGAACUGGAGUGAAAUGCCCAGAAGUAAGCAGGAAAAGCUCUCAAAGUGGUCAGCACCAUCGGCUGCUUUGAAUGCUUUUGUAUCUAGUACAAAUGCCAGUGCCACGUCGAGUGGUGUUCAGUCUCCUGUAACUGCAAGGGGUUCAUCAUACUUUGGUCCACAGGUGAAAUCUCAUCUUCAGAGGGCUUCCUCUUUAGCAUUUUUACCAAACCUAUCUCAACAUAAUGAGGGAACUCCAAAGAAUGAUAAUAUUUGUUACAACAAAAUAAGCGCAGCGAAUAAUUCAGACGAAAUAAUAGAAGCACAAAGGACAGAUCUGGAGAAUUUACUGGAUUUUUUGAAUGAAACGCUUGAAAAUAAUACAUCGGAAAAGGCCACAGACUUGCAUAUGAUUUCACUGUUGAACGUCAACAAAUUAAUACUGGGUGAUAGUGAACAUCAAAACUUAACUUCACAAGAACAGUUGAGAACUUUACAACUGAAAAAAACUCUACUGAAUAGUCUGGCCGAACCAUUUUUCGAGCAUUAUGGUGCAUCUGAAGAAGAGAUCGAAGAUUCUCAGAAGGAACUUCGACAAGAAAUGGAUUUGUUUAUGGGUGACUUGAAGGACGAAAGUCAAUUACCCAUGAACGGACUACGACCUCAACAGGAUUAUGGCCGUAUUUUGCAUACAUUCACCUCGGGCAAGAACAUAGCACCUCAAGCAAUCUUCACAUGUUCACAGCAACAUCCUUGGCAAUUUAGGGCGGCCAAUGACUUGGCCUGUUUGACUUUUGGUAUUUCUAAGACGGUCCUCCGGGCUUUGACGUUGUUGGAUUUGAUUCACACCGAUAGCAGGAAUUUCGUAUUGAAUAAGAUCUUAUCUACGGAGGGUCAAGAGCUGGUAUUCACCGGUGAGAUAGUCGCUAUUGUACAGCCAGGUUCAAGUAGUCAAAAUUCAAACCUCAUAUGGGCAUCAUUCUGGGCGAAGAGAAAAAAUGAUCUCUUGGUUUGUGUUUUCCAAAAGGUCCCGUGCGAUUUUGUCGACGUUCUUUUGGAUUUGCAGGAUUACUCUGUUGAAAAAGUGACUAAUGGAGGUGGUCUAUUUUGGAAUCGUAAUGAAGAAAGUACUGCCAAAGCGUCAUUUGAGAUAGGUUGUUCAGAUGGCGAAAUUGAUGACGAGGAUGACGACGAUGAAGAAACGAAAGGUUUGUCAGAAAAUUUUGAAAAAGAGGGUAGACCACAGUUGAAGAAGAAAAAAUCCGUCAAGUUUGCUGAUCAGCUUGAGACCGUUGAUGAAUUAAGCCAUUCUUUAUCCCAUCUGAUAAAGGACGUAAUUGAAGGUAAAAUUAGUGCUCCGGAUGAUGAUCUCCUACCCAUGCCAAUAAGAGUGGCAAACCAUAUUAACAGUACAAGAUAUUAUACGUUGAAUCACCUGUCACACAAUAUACCAUGUGCAGUGUCAUCUUCAAUGUUAGAAGAUAAGUUGAAACUGAAAAUCCAUAGUUUGCCCUACGAAGCGGGUCUUUUCGUUGUUGAAUCUCAGACUUUGCAUCUGAUAAGCUGUAAUAAAUCAAUUUUGAAAAACAUGUUUGGACACCAUUUUGUCGAGAUAGUUGGGAAACCAGUUACUGAUAUUAUUCCUUCGUUCAAAAGUCUGAUUCAAUUUAUCAAUAUAAAGUAUCCGGCAUUCAACAUCACACUCGCUAAAAACAAAGGCCUUGUGCUAACAGAGCAUUUCUUCAGAAAGACUCAAGCGGAAAUGAUGGAUAAUCCAGAGGGCUUCUAUACAUCAGUUGGAAUUGAUGCUCUUCAUAGAGAUGGGCGCAUGAUAAAAAUAGACUUUCAGUUACGGGUCAUGAACGCUAAUGUAAUUUUACUAUGGAUCACCCACUCAAGAGAUGUUGUGUUUAGAGAAUAUACCACUACACCAUCUCAGUUGCAUAUGCUCAAAGAUCACGAACCAACCUACUGCAGUGACGAUUAUAGCUCCGGCGCGUCGUCCAAGAAGUCAUCAAGUAAAGUAUCUGUUGACCGGCUCAAGGAUCUCUCAACUCACAAAUCCGAAAGCCUUGGUAGCCUGGAUUCACUUGGAUCUAAACUAAGAUCGGCUAGUAUUGCAGAUGCAGACACACCUCCCAGCAGCUUGAGGAAAGCAAGCAUAAAUUCUCCUGCUCAGCUUGCCGCUAGCGAGCUUGAACUACAAAAGAAGCUGGACCUAACCAAAAUUUACACUAAAGACAAAUCUCAAUUCGUCAAGGACGGGAAUUUCAAGCUAGACGAGGACCUAAUUAAGAGCAUAACAUCAUCUCCACAAAGUACCGAAUCUAAUUUGUCUCUGGAUAGGAUGAUGAGCGAACAAGGUGCUACCGCUACCACUGUGGGCCAGAUUGACGACUCGCCAAUCUUUUUAAAGACCCCUGAAGGUAGCAUCGGUGCUCAAAAACAUAUCAAGAAGUUUUCGGAUUUCCUCAUUUUGCAAAAAAUGGGAGAAGGUGCCUAUGGUAAGGUAAACCUUUGUCUUCAUAAGAAGGAGAGAUAUAUCGUUGUUAUCAAGAUGAUCUUCAAAGAAAGAAUUUUGGUUGAUACGUGGGUUCGGGAUAGAAAACUAGGGACUAUCCCCUCAGAGAUACAAAUAAUGGCUGUCUUGAACAAGCAUCCUGAUGAAAACAUUCUACGGCUCUUGGACUUUUUUGAGGACGAUGAUUACUAUUAUAUCGAGACGCCAGUCCAUGGUGAGACAGGGUCCAUCGAUUUAUUUGAUCUCAUCGAGUUGAAGACCAACAUGACAGAAUUUGAAGCCAAAUUGAUCUUCAAGCAGGUUAUCUCUGGAAUAAAGCAUUUACAUGAACAAGGCAUAGUCCACCGAGACAUCAAGGAUGAAAAUGUCAUCGUGGACUCGAAGGGAUUUGUCAAGCUCAUAGAUUUCGGUUCUGCAGCCUACGUUAAGAGUGGACCCUUUGAUGUGUUCGUUGGGACUAUUGAUUAUGCUGCGCCUGAAGUGCUCGGAGGCGAGCCUUACGAAGGUAAACCUCAAGAUAUUUGGGCCGUUGGCAUACUUUUGUAUACCAUCGUUUUCAAGGAAAAUCCAUUUUAUAACAUUGACGAGAUUAUGGAGGGUACUCUUAAGUUCAGCAUCGGUAGCGAAGUGAGUGAGGAAUGUGUCAAUCUAAUCAAAAAGAUACUGAACAAGAAUGCCCCCAAGAGACCUACAAUUCAGGAUAUUUACGACGAUGUAUGGCUGCGCAUCUAG
Messenger RNA from Torulaspora delbrueckii, 3714 nucleotides. RefSeq names its product serine/threonine protein kinase PSK1 (gene PSK1). The transcript has a single exon. Gene Ontology annotation, cellular component: nucleus; cytosol; cytoplasm. The record is from RefSeq and is a predicted model, not a curated record. Lineage: Eukaryota; Fungi; Ascomycota; Saccharomycetes; Saccharomycetales; Saccharomycetaceae. Gene Ontology annotation, molecular function: ATP binding; protein serine/threonine kinase activity. The coding region runs from base 1 to 3714 and encodes 1237 amino acids. Gene Ontology annotation, biological process: intracellular signal transduction; protein phosphorylation; negative regulation of glycogen biosynthetic process.